AAAUGGCCGACGCGUUUUAGCUUGCAGAGGCCAGGACGAGGCUUAACGGCCUUGUGCAUAUCUAGGCGUGCUAAGGACAGCACAUAGGUGGAGCACAUCGCGACAAAGCCCGCUCAAAACGCUACAGCAAGUCGAUACAUCGGAUUUGAACAUGAUGUUACCCGUCGUCGUCGCAUGCGUCGCAGCAGCAGCAGCGGCGGAGCUCCACGCGAACCCGCCGCUCACGGCCGCCACGCCGAACCGCACGCGCGUGCACGCCGACGCGGCGCUGCUCCUCGCCGGCCUCGACUGGGCCGGCGACGCGCCGGACAACGCCACCGUCGCACCGAUCAUUCGAAGGCACCCGCUCGUCGUCGCCUUCCGCCGCACGAAACAGCUCGUCGGCCGCGUGCCGAAGCUCUAUCGCUGGCUCACGCGGCUCGUGAACCCGCGGCCCGUCGAGCCGCCGCCACCGCCGGAGCCCGUCGCCGCGCCGGCGGCGACGCCGCCGGUCUACGACGCCGGCGCGGCGCUCGACGCCUACGCGCGGAGCUGCGCGCGCUACGCGGUGUCGGCGAACGGCGCGGUGCUCGGCGCGCUGCGUUUUGGGGGCGUCUGCGUCAAGCCGUCGGACGAGAGCGGCGGCGCGCCCUUCGGCGACGCCGAUUUAUUGGCCGUGGUGGACGCGAUCUGCGACCCGGCGUCCGUCGCGCGCGCGUUGGAUCUCACGCGCGUCGACGGGGCGCGCUUUACCCAAGCGUGCGCCGCGCGCGCGCUGUCGCACGCUUUAGCUAAAGCCGACCGAGGGCGAGGACUGGCGUACCUGGCGCUGGUCGGGGCGCCGCUCGGCCCGCGCGGCGCCGAGCGCCUCGCGACGGCGGCGACGCCUCAACUCCGCGCGCUGCGUUUACAGGGCUGCGACGCGCGCGACGCGGGCUUGGACGCCUUCGCCCAGGCGCUGGGCGAGCGUUUACCGCAAUUGGAGCGCCUCGAUGUCAGCCGGAACCGCGCGUCCUUGCACGCGUGCAAGCGGCUCAAGAAGGCGGCCAAGGCGCGCGGCGCGAAUGGUGGGAAAAAGUGCCGCGUCGAGCUCCGGGGCAACUGCCUCGCCCUCGAAAUGGCCUGCGCGGCGACGCACGCGGCGGGGGUGGCGGCCUUCGCGACGGGGGGGCCGUACCUCCUCCACGAGGCCAAAAGAUUAGGUUUGGACGGCGCCUGCGUGCGCUCGCUCGCCGUCUACGCGUCGGCGCACGUGUUUUAUUUCGCCGCGUCGGCCCAGACGCACCUCGCGGAGGCGCGCUUCGGCCGGGCGCGGCCGGCGCUGCCGGGCGCGCCGCGGCCGCCGCCGCGGUCGCGCUGGGACCGCGCGGCGCCGGCGCUCGUGCUCGCCGCGACGCACUACCCCUUCGCCGCCUUCCUCCAGCUCGACGCCGCGACUUCUCGUCGAGUCCACGGCGCGGCCCUCGCGCUCUGCGCUUUCACCUUGUGCCGCGAGCCGCCGGGCGUCGACCGCGACCCGCCCUCAUUGCGCGUCGGCAAGUACGCGCCCGUCGAGACGCUGGCGCUCUUGUUUGUGGGCAGCUUCGCCGCGUCGGCGACGGCCCUGCCGCUGCGGCGCGCGCUCGGCGACGCCGCGUUCCGGUCGCUCGCGGCGGGCGCGCUGCUCCACGUCGCGGCGGCGAUCUGCCACGUCGCCGCCGGCGCGGGCCACGCCGCCGCGCACGCGCUCACGCUGACGGGCGCGGCGCUCCACGCCAUGGUCGUGCUCAAGUCGCUGGUCUGGCACUUCCUGCCCGCGGCGCCCCCGGCGCCGCGGCCGCCCGGGGCGGCGCCUCCGGUCUAA
This is a messenger RNA of Pelagomonas calceolata, 1822 nucleotides long. Lineage: Eukaryota; Pelagophyceae; Pelagomonadales; Pelagomonadaceae. The record is from the annotation of a GenBank genome assembly.